AUGUUGUUACAUUUGCAGUUGGGGACGCUGGGGGCAGGCAACCAUUACGCAGAAAUCCAGGUCGUGGAUGAGAUCUUCAAUGAGUAUGCUGCCAAGAAAAUGGGCAUCGACCACAAGGGACAGGUGUGCGUGAUGAUCCACAGCGGAAGCCGAGGCCUGGGCCACCAGGUCGCCACAGAUGCUCUGGUGGCGAUGGAGAAAGCCAUGAAGAGAGACAAGAUUAUCGUCAACGACCGUCAGCUGGCUUGUGCCCGGAUCGCGUCUGUGGAGGGCCAGGACUACCUGAAGGGCAUGGCUGCGGCUGGGAACUACGCCUGGGUCAACCGCUCCUCCAUGACCUUCCUGACUCGCCAGGUGCUGUGACAAGGCUGUAACGUU
This is a messenger RNA of Echinops telfairi (small Madagascar hedgehog), 378 nucleotides long. Its product is annotated as RNA-splicing ligase RtcB homolog. The transcript has 2 exons. Gene Ontology annotation, biological process: RNA processing. Gene Ontology annotation, molecular function: RNA ligase (ATP) activity. NCBI's taxonomy places the organism in Eukaryota, Metazoa, Chordata, Mammalia, Afrosoricida, Tenrecidae. The record is from RefSeq and is a predicted model, not a curated record. Gene Ontology annotation, cellular component: nucleus; tRNA-splicing ligase complex. The coding region runs from base 1 to 363 and encodes 120 amino acids.